Messenger RNA from Closterium sp. Yama58-4, 2841 nucleotides. The record is from the annotation of a GenBank genome assembly. NCBI's taxonomy places the organism in Eukaryota, Viridiplantae, Streptophyta, Zygnematophyceae, Desmidiales, Closteriaceae.
AUGGAUCCGAACUCCUUCACGCACAAGGCCAACGAAAUCCUCGUCGCGGCGCGCGAGCUCGCCGAGUCCAACGGCCACGCGGAAAUCACGCCAGCCCACGUGGCGCUCGCGCUUCUGCAGGACGAAGACGGCGUUUUCCGCUACGCCGUCGCGCAUUCCAGCGUCAUCAACUACAACGCGUCCGCGCCAGGUCAUUCCCCGAGGGGCGAUGGCGACACGAUUCAAGCCUUCCAACGUGCCAUCAAACGCCUUCUGCAGAAAAUCCCCUCGCAGCAACCUCCGCCAGAUGAAAUCCACGCAAACCCCGCGCUCGUGAAGGCGCUGCGAAAGGCGCAGCAGAUUCAAAAGAAGGCGGGAGACUCGCAUCUGGCCGUCGAUUCUCUCGUGCUCGCGUUGAUGGAAGAUUCGCAAAUCUCCGAGGCGAUGAAGGACGCGGGAGUGAAUGCGGGGAAGGUGCAAGCCGCGCUGGCGCAGGCGCGCGGGGAGCGGAAGGUGGAGAGCGCUACGGCGGAGGGUACUUUCCAAGCGCUCAAGAAAUUCGGGCGGGACUUGGUCGAGGUUGCGGCGAAACUCGACCCCGUGAUCGGUCGCGACGACGAAAUCCGACGAGUUGUGCGAAUUCUUUCUCGAAGGACGAAGAACAACCCCGUGCUAAUCGGCGAACCCGGCGUCGGGAAAACCGCCGUCGCGGAGGGGCUUGCGCAGCGCAUCGCGCGCGGCGACGUGCCGAGCAACCUUCAGAACGUGCGGCUCGUUGCGCUCGACAUGGGCGCGCUGGUCGCGGGGGCGAAAUACCGCGGAGAGUUCGAGGAGCGCGUGAAAGCCGUCCUUAAAGAGGUGGAGGAAGGCGAAGGCCGGAUCAUUCUCUUCAUCGACGAGAUGCAUUUGAUUCUCGGCGCGGGCCGCACGGAGGGCGCCAUGGACGCCGCGAAUCUCUUCAAGCCCAUGCUCGCGCGCGGGCAGCUUCGCUGUAUCGGCGCGACGACGCUCGAAGAAUACCGCAAGUACAUCGAGAAGGACGCGGCGUUCGAGCGGCGCUUCCAGCAAGUGCUUGUAGCGGAGCCGUCUGUAGCGGAUACAAUCAGCAUUCUCCGCGGGCUGCGCGAGCGCUACGAGGGGCACCACGGCGUGCGCAUCCAGGACCGCGCGCUCGUCGUCGCGGCGCAGCUCAGCGGAAGGUACAUCACGGGGAGGCGGCUCCCCGACAAGGCGAUCGACCUCGUCGACGAAGCGUGCGCGAACGUUCGGGUUACCCUAGACAGCCAGCCGGAGGAGAUUGAUGCGCUCGAGCGGAAGCGCAUCCAGCUGGAAGUGGAGCUACACGCGCUGGAGAAGGAAAAGGACAAGGCGAGCGCGGUGCGCGCGGGGGAGGUGCGCGCGCAGCUGGGCGAGCUGCGCGACAAGCUGCAGCCGCUGCAGAUGCGGUACCGGCGGGAGAAGGAGCGCGUCGACGAGCUGCGGCGACUCCAGCGGAAGCGCGAGGAGGUGCUCGUCGCGGUGCAGGAGGCCGAGGCGCGCAUGGACCUCGCGCGCGUCGCGGAUCUGAAGUACGGAGCGCUCACCGAGCUCGACACCGCCAUUGCGCGCUACGAGAAGGAGGCGGAGGCCGCCGCGGCGGCGCAAGCCGACGCGGCAGGCCCGGGGAAGCCGAUGCUGACGGAAACCGUCGGUCCGGAUCAGAUCGCGGAGGUCGUCAGUCGCUGGACUGGUAUCCCGGUUACCAGACUCGGGCAGAACGAUCGCGAGCGGCUGUUACACCUGGCGCAGCGCUUACACGAGCGCGUGGUGGGGCAGGACGAGGCGGUCCAAGCCGUCGCCGAGGCUGUGCUUCGGUCCCGAGCCGGGCUCAGCAGGCCUGGGCAGCCCACCGGCUCGUUCCUGUUCCUCGGCCCGACCGGCGUGGGAAAAACGGAGCUGGCGAAAGCUCUCGCCGAGCAGCUAUUCGACGACGAAAACCAGCUGGUUCGCAUCGAUAUGAGCGAAUACAUGGAGCAGCACAGCGUCGCGCGGCUGAUCGGUGCUCCCCCGGGUUACGUGGGACACGAGGAGGGGGGUCAGCUUACGGAAGCGGUGCGGAGGCGUCCGUAUUCUGUCGUUUUGUUCGAUGAGGUGGAGAAAGCGCAUACGUCGGUUUGGAACACGCUUCUGCAAGUUCUGGACGACGGGCGGCUGACUGACGGAAGAGGUCGCACCGUCGAUUUCAGCAACACAGUGAUCAUCAUGACUUCGAAUUUGGGCGCGCAGCAUUUGUUGGCGGGUCUGUCCGGAGAGGUUUCGAUGGACGAGGCUAAGAAGGAGGUUCUGGCGGAGGUUCGGAAGCACUUCCGCCCGGAGCUGCUGAACAGGCUCGACGAAAUGGUGGUGUUCGAGCCGCUGUCGCUCCCCGAAUUGAGGAAAAUUGCGCGGCUGCAGAUGCGCCAGGUGGCGGCCAGGCUGGCGGAUCGGGGGAUUGCCCUGGGGGUUUCCGAUGCGGCCCUAGAUGUUGUCUUGAAGGAGGCGUAUGAUCCGGUGUAUGGAGCGCGGCCGCUGCGGCGAUGGCUUGAGAGGAAGGUGGUUACCCAGCUAUCUAAGAUGCUGGUGGAAGGGAAGAUUGACGAUAACUGCACUGUUUUCAUCGACGCUCAGGGCGGUGCUGGUGAUGGUGUGGGGGAGAAUGGGAUUGCGGAUGAGGAGGCGAUAAGCGGGUUGGUGUAUCGGGUGGAGAAGACUGGGGGGAUUGCGGCUGAGAAGGCCAAGGGGAGGCUUGGGGAGUUUUUGGUGCAACCUGCUGAUGCUGAUGGUGGGGGGAAGAGGGCUAAGGUUGAUGAUGAGGAUGAUGAUGUGGAUGAUAUGGAGGAUUGA